Molecule: messenger RNA, 1938 nt
Organism: Salarias fasciatus (jewelled blenny)
Lineage: Eukaryota; Metazoa; Chordata; Actinopteri; Blenniiformes; Blenniidae
Gene: g6pc3
Product: glucose-6-phosphatase catalytic subunit 3
Exons: 6
Coding region: 91-1110 (339 amino acids)
Biological process (GO): gluconeogenesis; glucose 6-phosphate metabolic process
Cellular component (GO): membrane
Molecular function (GO): glucose-6-phosphatase activity
Source: RefSeq, a predicted model, not a curated record
ACUUCCUGAUGUAGAAACCAUCCACAGCUCCCCUUUGACUCGAAUACCCGCCAGGUGAGCGCGUGAGGAGGAGAGGCAGCGGACUGCAGGAUGGAGGCCUUGUACACGCAGGGGAUCUGGGUCGCUGAACGGCUCCAGCAGCGGUCCACAGGUCGAGAAGACAUCUGGCAGGUUGUCACUCACAUCGGAGACCCUAAAGCAGCUUUCCUGCUCGUCUUUCCCUUCACUUACUUCUUCAGUAAACGAGCUGGAGUGGCGGUGCUGUGGGUGGCAGCAGUGUCCGAGUGGCUCAAUUUAGUGUUUAAAUGGAUGCUGUUUGGAGAAAGGCCGUUCUGGUGGAUCGGAGAAUCACGUCUGUUUCUCCAGAAUCAGCCCAGAGUUCAGCAGUUUUCAUCCACCUGUGAAACCGGCCCAGGAAGCCCCUCGGGACACGCCAUGGUGACGGCGGCGGUGUGGUGGGUCGUGCUGUCCUCGCUGGGUUCCUUCCUGUACGCACGCAGUCGCAGUGUGGUGUUGUCGUCUGCUCCCUACCUGUUCUAUCUGGUGCUGCUGGUUUCAGUGGGACUCUCCAGGAUCUUCAUCCUGGCUCACUUCCCUCAUCAGGUCGUAGCAGGGAGCAUCACAGGCUUCGUGCUGGGCGUCGUUCUGAACCGCAGGGUCCCAGAGGGACGUCCCCUGUCCUUCUUCUUCGGCAUCAGCGUCGGGCUGCUGCUCGCCGCUCUGGCGCUUCACGCCGGACUACAGCAGCUGGGAAUCGACCUCUCCUGGUCCAUCGCUCUGGCGAAGAAGUGGUGCAGCCGUGCGGAGUGGAUCCGUCUGGACACGGUUCCGUUCUCGUCCCUCACUCGGGACUGCGGCGCUCUCCUGGGUUUGGGACUGGCCCAGUACUGGAAGCCCGGCGGGUGGUCCCUGCCCUGGGCUCCCAGGGCGCUGUCGCUGGCCUUCUCCUCCAUGGGGCUGUACCACGUCCACCGGCUGCCGCUGCCGGUCCGACCGGAGCUCCUCUUCUACGGCCUGUUCUUCGUCAAGUUCGUCAUCGUGCCUCAGAUUGUCAUGAUCCUGGUCCCUGGGCUGGUGCAUCUUUUCACAAACAAGAGGAAGAAGGACUGAGUGAGUCGUGUUCUCUGGCUUCUGUCCAUCUUCAGCUUCAUCCAGGUCAGGGUGGCGGGGCUAAGGGGGCCGAUCGCAGCUGAAUGUAGGGGAAGGUACAAACAACACUCACAGUCAUCAUCACCUCUUAACUCCAUGUGCAUUUUCCAAAAAAAUGCACACAUGCAGAACAUGCAGACUCUGCAGAGGAAGCUUCUCCAGCCUGGACUCGAACCAUACUUGCUUUGAGGAAAGACAGCUAACCGCUCCAGUCCCUCCCGGCUGUGUUCAGUGUUUCUCUCCGGUCAGGUCCUGUGUGGAGUCUGCAUGUUCUCCCCGUUCCGUCCAGGCUCGCUGGUUUGCUCCUGGUCGAGGUGAAGUGGCGUGACUCGUGAGUGUGUUUGACGUGGUGGACUGUCCAGGAUGGAUCAGAUCUAACAGACGGAUGGCACAUCCUGAGGUGUCGGGAAAGUAAAACCAUUUCUUCUAGAUGCAGCGUCUUCUUUAAAAGUGUAAGUUGGAAUUGUUAAUUGUUAGUUCAUUUUAAGUUUACAGCAUUUUUGACCAAGUUGUUCGUUCAUAGCUGGAGAUUCUUUGUUGGGGUGAAGAAGUUCAGUCUUGAAAUUUUCAAUCAAAACACUAAAUGUGCUUUUUGAAAGUGUAUUUUAAAAAAAGCUUUUUUGAGGGAAGCAGGUUCAAUCUGAUGGAAUCAGAUUAAGAAAAUGUUCAUUUUGGCUUCCGGGUGCUUGAAGUCUGUUACAGCGGAAGAGAAAUGUUGCUCCAUGUAAAUAAACUUUGAUACACUGCUGUGCUGUUGCUCCGUGGACAAAUAUCUUUCAAACUGAUAAA